GCAGAGGUGAGAAAGCAUUGGGAAAAAGAGGAGUGGAGAGUAGAGAGCGAGGGAGGGAAGAAAGGAGGUCCGACGGUGCGUGAGGAGGUGGUUCUCUCUUCCAUGCAUGGACCACGUGAAGUUGCAGCAGGCAGCAGCUCUUUCCCCGGAAGACAGUACUGGGCUAGGACUGUGGUGCAGAUGUUUGACGUGAGUCGUUCAGGAAGAGGUGAGACAGCAUAGGGACGAAGAGGAGUGGAGAGUAGAGAGCGAGGGAGGGAAGAAAGGAGGUACGGCGGUCUUGAGGAGGUGCUUCUCUCUUCCAUGCAUGGACCACGUACUGACCGACCAUCUCGACUGUCGCACCCACCGACAACGGCAUCAGCGGCAGCGCUAUUACACUAGAGACAGGCGACCGAUAGGGCGUGCCGAGUGGCCGAUCGUAGCAGUGAGAGAACUGCUGGGGCUGUGUGUUGUCUGCUAGUGCCGUUGAGGAGACGCCAAUAUGAUAUCCGUUGCCUGUCAGUUGAAGUCGAGUAGUGGGUAUGUCCUCUCGAUGGGCGCGGGAGCGGCGCGGAGGCAUGCCGAUGAAUCUUGCCGAACCUCGGUCGGGAGUCUGAGCGUCAUUAAGCGUCCACCUCAACCAACUAUACAGACGAAGACAGCGCUUUUCGGAGAUGUUCUUACCGCUAAACAUAUUCUGACGAGAGCACUGCUGUCAAGACGCUACUGCAAUGGUGUCCAUGCGGAAUCAAAUUAUACAGCAGCCAGUGGUGCACAGACGCAUUCUCCUUCUCCAGCACCAGUGUCUGCUUCUGCACAUCCUCCCGCUCCAGCUCCUGCUGUAAAUAGCUUGCAAAGCGCAACAGGGAAUACCCCUGUUCCAAAUUCAAGCCCUACUCCUGCUGACAGGAACCCUGUGACGAACAUCAAGUGGAAUGAGAGCCAGGUCAGUCGGCGAGAGCGAGAGCGCGUUCUCAAUCAGAGGGGUUGCAUAGUGUGGCUCACUGGCCUGAGUGGUUCAGGGAAGAGCACAGUUGCUUAUGCUCUAGAUUAUGCACUUGCAUCCCGUGGGAAGAUCAGCUAUGUGCUUGACGGUGACAUUGUGCGCGAUGGCCUGAACAAGAACCUUGGUUUUUCAAGAGAAGAUAGAGCAGAAAACAUCCGCCGAAUAGGUGAAGUCGCCAAGCUGUUUGUAGAUGCAGGGAUUAUCACCCUUGUGAGCUUGAUUUCUCCAUAUCGGGAAGACCGGGAUCGCUGCCGAGCAAUGUUUCCUGCUGGUGAUUUCAUUGAGGUAUACAUGAAGGUGCCAUUAUCGGUGUGCGAGCGAAGGGAUGCAAAGGGUUUGUACAGACUGGCGCGAUCCGGACAGUUGAAAGGUUUUACUGGCAUUGAUGACCCAUAUGAAUGUCCACUGACUCCAGAGAUUACGAUGGAGGUGCGAGAUGACUGGGGCACUGCCAUUCUUCCACAAGAAAUGGCGGAACGCGUUGCCUCGUACCUGGAGGAGAGAGGAUUCUUCACGGCGGAAGGUAACUAGACCCGAAAUCGGAGAGAGAACCAACAUGUUGCGGAUGUGGGUACUCUCAGCUCUCAUUAGUGUUAUUUUUGGGUCAUUUUGUCGACAAGCUCUACUUCCGAAGAGUUGUCAGGAUCCUUCUCAAACAACAUCAUGUCUGGACCCUGUCGACCAAUGGUGACUGUUUGGAAGGGGAGCGUGGAGUUUUGACGCCGCACCUGUGGGAGGCCCUUCUGUGUGAUGUGUGGCACCUGCCUCAAUUUCGGCGCCUGAAAGGAUGAUUUGCAGCGAGGAGCGCCGGAAAUGGAAGAGUCUCAUAUGAGUCAUUAUUGCUUUUGGUUUUGUCAACAAGCUGAUGGACGAGUUGUCAUCAUUGUUCUGAGAGUGAAGUUUUGUGAGUGUCGAUGUCUGUUCGGCAGGGAGCGUGCAGUUUGACGCCACACCGGCUGCAGGCGCUUCAGGGUGAUCUGUGGUGCUUCUGGGUGAUGUGUGGCAUGUGCCUAACUCUCCUUGAAGCGUUUGAUGUGAUGGUUGCGCAUUCAUUGGAUGUUGGAUCACUUGAGCAACAAGGUACAAGUGGCCUUCUAGUCAUUCUCCAAAGGAUGCAUGCUAUACGCCUUUCUUCCUUAUUUGGGCAAGUUCCCCAGAGAAUGAACUGUAGACAGCGCGGUUUUUCUGCCCCUCUCCGCCGUUUGCCGUCUAUUCUUCCUUUUCUCACUGUUUGCUGACUUAAUCCCUCGUUCCAAAUCAGGCCCAAAUGCAACUUCAAAAGGCCCAUAUUAAGGGGGCAGGGUACCUGUCAAGGUUCUAAAUCUUCCAGCCAGUGUUGUUCCAACUUCCAAGCAGCUAUAUCUCCUAUCCUCUCCUAUAGCAGCAAGCUUGCAAUUUUCAAUGUUUACACGGAAGCAUGAACCGA
Chara braunii is the source of this 2414-nucleotide messenger RNA. Lineage: Eukaryota; Viridiplantae; Streptophyta; Charophyceae; Charales; Characeae. The record is from the annotation of a GenBank genome assembly.